Aureobasidium melanogenum CBS 110374 is the source of this 1566-nucleotide messenger RNA. RefSeq names its product Zn-dependent exopeptidase. The coding region runs from base 1 to 1566 and encodes 521 amino acids. NCBI's taxonomy places the organism in Eukaryota, Fungi, Ascomycota, Dothideomycetes, Dothideales, Saccotheciaceae. The transcript has 3 exons. Gene Ontology annotation, molecular function: aminopeptidase activity; metalloexopeptidase activity. Gene Ontology annotation, biological process: proteolysis. The record is from RefSeq and is a predicted model, not a curated record.
AUGGCUAUCCUUCGGACAUGUACCGCUCUUGCAUGCGUUGCUGCAGCCGCUUCGGCUAGACAACUUCCACUUGUUGUAGAUGACUCUCAUCCUUCAUACAGCCCAGUUAUUCCUCCAGCAUUGUCUGACAUCAGUAAUGGAACUGCCAUCGACACUAAGAAGCUCCAAGCGGAUAUCGAUAUCAAGAAGCUGGUCGCCCGUGCCGAAGACCUCUACAAGAUUGCCGAGCUCAGUAUUCCCGAGUACAACCAUCCAACCAGAGUCAUUGGCAGCAAGGGACACCUUGGUACUAUCGACUACAUCUACUCAGAGAUCUCCAAGCUGGGAAGCUAUUACAACAUCACGAACCAGACAUUCCCGGCUGUUAGUGGUAAUGUCAUCGAGUCUCGUCUCGUGAUCGGAUACGAUGUUCCCAAAUCAGCAACCCCAAUGUCUCUCACUCCUGCCACCAAGCGUCAUGAGCCCGUCUAUGGUGACGUCCUCCUGGUUCCCAAUGGAGGAUGCUCGCUCAGCGACUUCCCGCGCAACAUGACUGGCCAGAUUGCACUCAUCAAGCGUGGUACCUGUUCCUUUGGCGACAAGUCAGCCAACGCUGGCAAGGCUGGAGCCGAUGCUGCCAUUGUCUACAACAAUGAGAAGGGUGAACUCUCUGGCACCCUGGGCAACCCCUCACCCGAUCACGUAGCCACUUUUGGCCUCUCCGCUGAAGACGCAGCACCCUAUGUCGAAAGACUCACCAACGGUACAAAGAAGCUUGAUGCCAUUGCUUACAUUGACGCGACUGUCGAUGAGAUUAUGACUACCAACGUCAUCGCUCAGACAACUGCUGGUGAUCCCGAGAACUGUGUCAUGCUCGGUGGCCACAGCGACAGUGUAGCCCCUGGUCCUGGUAUCAACGACGAUGGUUCUGGCACCAUCUCUCUCCUCGAAGUCGCCACCCAGCUUACCAAGUAUGAGGUCAACAACUGUGUUCGCUUUGCUUGGUGGGCCGCUGAAGAGGAAGGCCUCCUCGGAUCAACCUACUACGCCGAGCACCUUUCUGCUGCCGAGAACCAAAAGGUCCGCCUCUUCAUGGACUACGAUAUGAUGGCUUCAUCUAAUUAUGCUCUGCAAAUCUACAACGCCACCAACGAGGAAAACCCCAACGGCUCAGGCGAGCUUCGUGUUCUCUACGAAAACUGGUACAAGGAGCAAGGUCUCAACUACACCUUCAUUGAAUUUGAUGGCAGAAGUGAUUACCUCGGUUUCCUCACGGAGGGCAUUCCAAGCGGUGGCAUUGCUACUGGUGCUGAGGGCAUCAAGACCAAGGAGGAGGCCAGCAUUUUCGGUGGUGAAGCUGGAGCACAGUAUGAUCCUUGCUACCACCAACUUUGCGACGACCUCCACAACCUGGACUUGACUGCCUGGGAAGUAAACACUAAGCUCAUUGCACACUCUGUCGCCACUUACGCCAAGUCGUUCGACGGCUUCCCCAAGCGUGUUGCUGACAUUGAAGAGAGAUCAGUGGAUGAUUCGAAGAAGAGCUCGCCUUUGUUCAAAUACAAGGGCAAUGAGCUCAUUAUGUAA